UUCUUCCUCUGAAAUUUGCAGAGAACCUUCAUCUUCCAUCUCUGUUCUGUUUGUGCUUUAAUUCUUGAUAUCGAAUUCAAACUCAUUCCUUUCCGACCCUAUUUAUUCGGCUAUUGUUCUUUUAUACUGUAAAUAAAGAAGUGGAGGUGGUGGCGGUGGCCAUGGACGGUGUCUCCAACCCAGGCGGCGGUGGCGGCGGCGGCGGCGAAGGUCAGGGCGAAGCUCCUAAGCCUAAUCCCUCUCAAAAUGAAAGCCAGAAUCAAUCUCAAGAGCAGGGAGAGAGACAGGACCAGGAGGAAGAAGGGAAAGACGACGAGGAGUUGAUGACAAAGGCGCAGAGUCUCAUGGAAAAGAUCACUUCUUCUCCAGAUAACCCUAACCCCUCCGUUCUACAUGCGCUCUCCUCGCUACUGGAGACACAGGAGUUACUAUACAUUAAAGAAAAUGGUUAUUCCUUGAGCGGUGAUCGUGCUUCUCAUAAUAUAGGACGUUUGGGGAAUUUAAUCCGGGACAAUGAUGAAUUCUUCGAUUUGAUAUCUUCAAAGUUUCUUUCUGAGAGUAGAUAUUCAACAUCUGUCCAAGCAGCUGCUGCAAGACUGCUCUUAAGCUGCUCUCUGACUUGGAUUUAUCCGCAUGUCUUUGAAGAACCAGUUGUGGAAAACAUUAAAGCUUGGGUGAUGGAUGAGACUGCCAAAUUUUCUAGUGAUGAUCAGAAGGGGAAGCAUGAAGCAGGAAGAAAGGAAGCCUCAGAAGCUGAAAUGUUAAAAACCUAUUCUAUUGGGCUUCUUGCUUUGUGUUUGGCUGAUGGUGGUCCAGUGGUAGAGUAUGUCUUGACUUCUGGAUUGUCAGCUAAGCUUAUGCGUUACCUUCGAAUUCGUGUUCUUGGUGAGACCAGUACAAGUCAAAGAGAUGCGUGCCAUUCAACUGAGGUUAAGAAUGUUUCUUCUGCUACUUUCAGAGGUAGAGAAGAAGCUCGGGGUAGGGUCAGGCAGGUGUUGGAGACAAGCCACUUAGAUGAUUUGAAGAUGGUGGAUAAUAGAUCUUUGGAUGAUCAAGGUGUUGAAUGGGAUAAAGAUCGAAGCAUUAGCAGGCAAGUACGGGAAGAUGAUUGUUGGGCUGAUAUUAGAGAACCACAUGAUGGGGCAGCAGAAGGGAUUGAUAGGUAUGAUACACAUGCUGAGUCUGAGGACAGAUGGCAUGGUCGAGACACUCGUGAUGGGAAACUGAGAUUUGGAGAACUUGAUGAAAGUUGUAGAGAUGACUCUCCAAGGUGCAGGACGAACCGUGCAGGGCCAAGAUCUAGAAGUAAGGGAAGGACUACUGAAGGGGCCAUGGAGAGUGAACAGGGACUAGCCUCUUCAGGAUCUGGGAGUCAUUUGGGUGGAAAAGCCAUCAGAGAUAGAAGUUUGUCAAAGAAUUUAGAUGUUAGAAAGGUACCAGAUGCAAAAAGGUUUGCUGAAAAGGUGAACACUGAGGGUCUUCUAGUGGAAAGAGAUGACAAUGAUGAAUGCUUUAGGGAAUGCAGGGUUGGGAGUAGAGACAUCUCUGAUCUUGUAAGGAAAGCCAUCAGAGCUGCUGAAGCUGAAGCCAAGGCAGCCAAUGCGCCGGCAGAAGCUAUCACAGCAGCUGGUGAUGCUGCUGCUGAAGUUGUUAAAUCUGCGGCUUUAGAGGAGUUCAAAACUACUAACAAUGAAGAAGCUGCAGUUUUGGCUGCUUCAAAAGCUGCAUCUACCGUUAUUGAUGCUGCAAAUGCAAUUAAAGUUUCAAGGAACUCCACUAGCGUUGAUGCUGAUCCAGUUAACCCAAGUGCUACAGCAACAGAUAUAAAUGAGGAUUUUGAAGAUUAUUUUAUUCAGGAUGUUGAAUCCCUUGCUCAGUUGAGAGAAAAAUAUUGCAUUCAGUGCCUUGAGACUUUAGGACAGUAUGUUGAAGUGCUCGGACCUGUACUGCAUGAAAAGGGAGUAGAUGUUUGUCUUGCAUUGCUUCAACUAAGUGCCAGACAUGAAGAAACAUUGAAGGUUGCUUUGUUGUUGCCUGAUGUGAUGAAGCUAAUUUGUGCUUUAGCUGCUCACAGGAAGUUUGCUGCAUUAUUCGUUGAUCGAGGUGGCAUGGAAAAGCUGCUGGCUGUUCCAAGAGUGCCUCAAAAUUUCUUUGGGCUUUCAUCUUGCUUAUUCACUAUUGGUGCUCUUCAGGGAAUAAUGGAACGUGUAUGUGCACUUCCAUCAGAUAUCAUCCACCGAGUAGUUGAGUUAGCUAUCCAGCUUCUGGAAUGCCCCCAGGAUCAAGCAAGGAAAAAUGCAGCUGUGUUUUUUGCUGCUGCAUUUGUAUUUAGAGCGGUCCUUGAUGCCUUUGAUGCUCAGGAUGGUUUACAGAAAUUGCUGAGUCUUUUGAAUGGUGAUGCCUUAGUAGGAUCUGGUGUUAAUGGGGCUUUAGGCUUGUCUGCUAUAGCAUCACUGCGAAAUGAUCGAUCCACAGCAGAAAUUCUGACAAUUCUUCUGACAACUUCACAAAAGCAUAUAGCUUUUCAGACCUGUGUUGCUUUGCGGCAGUAUUUCAGAGCACAUCUUCUUUUGCUUGUGGAUUCUAUACGGCCAAAUAAGAGUACUCGAGGUGGGGCACGGAAUAUUCCAAGUGUCAGGGCAGCAUACAAGCCACUUGACAUUAGUAAUGAAGCUAUGGAUGCUGUAUUUCUGCAGUUGCAGAAGGAUCGGAAGGUGGGUCCUGCUUUUGUGAAAACCCGGUGGGCUGCCGUUGAGAAGUUCUUAAGCUGUAAAGGACAUAUUAUCAUGUUGGAAUUGUGUGAGGGCCCACCAGUUGAGCGAUACUUGCAUGACAUGCUUCAGUAUGCUUUGGGGGUUUUGCACGUUGUUACGUUGGUUCCUACCAGUCGCAGGAUGAUUGUAAAUGCUACUCUGAGCAAUAAUCGUGCUGGUAUAGCAGUCAUUCUGGAUGCAGCAAAUAGUGCUACUAGCCUUGUGGAGCCCGAGAUUAUACAGCCAGCACUUAAUGUGCUCAUCAAUCUUGUUUGCCCUCCACCGUCAAUCAGCAAUAAGCCACCCCCUCUAGGACAAAGUCAGCAGAGUGACAUAAAGGAGCAGAAUGGAGACGCUAGUGUGUUAGAUCGAGGCAGUGCAGCAGGUGCCCAGUCCGUCAGUGCCACUCCACAAACGCCUGUUUCUUCUACUGCAUCAGGAUUGGUUGGAGAUCGUCGAAUAUCUUUAGGUGCUGGAGCAGGUUGUGCUGGCCUUGCUGCCCAAUUAGAACAAGGAUAUCGCCAAGCAAGAGAGGCUGUACGUGCCAAUAAUGGUAUAAAGGUUCUUUUGAAUCUCCUUCAACCACGCAUAUAUUCUCCUGCUGCUGCUUUGGAUUGUCUACGUGCUCUUGCAUGCCGUGUCCUGCUUGGUUUAGCUAGAGAUGAUACAAUUGCACACAUACUGACCAAACUUCAGGUUGGGAAAAAGCUGUCAGAACUAAUUCGGGAUUCUGGUAGCCAGGCACCUGGAACAGAGCAAGGCAGGUGGCAAUCUGAACUUGCACAGGUGGCAUUUGAGUUAAUUGCAAUUGUAACGAAUUCAGGACGUGCAAGUACUUUAGCAGCUACUGAUGCUGCAACACCUACUUUGAAGCGCAUAGAGAGAGCUGCAAUAGCUGCAGCUACUCCCAUUACUUACCAUUCUAGGGAUCUUUUGCUUCUCAUACAUGAACACCUUCAGGCAUGUGGUCUGGCUGAAACUGCAGCUAAACUUCUUAAAGAAGCUCAAUUGACACCUCUUCCAUCCUUGGCAGCCCCAUCAUCUCUUGCGCACCAAUCCUCCACUCAGGAUACCCCCUUAAUGCAACUUCAGUGGCCCUCUGGUCGUAUCACUGGUGGGUUUCUUUCCAACAAGCAAAAAGGUAGCGCAAGUGAUGAGGAUUCCAGUCUGAAGUGCAAUUCAGCUCCAUCUUUGAAAAGGAAACCCCCUUUUUUAUCCCCUCUUAUCUUACAAUCAAGAAAUCAGUUUCAAUCUCAUGAUUCCCAACCAUUGUCAGCCAGGAAAGUCUCAAGAGACUCUCCUGCACCUACAAGUGUAUCAGAAAUUCCUCCAGAACAUGUGCAGAAAAAUAACCUUGAUGUGGAAUUUCAAUGUAAGACACCAAUCAUUUUGCCACUGAAAAGGAAAUUGUCUGAGUUGAAGGAUACUGGUUCAACACUGUCAGGGAAGCGGAUUAACACUGGUGAUCAGGCACUUCGAUCUCCAGUUUAUUCAACGCUCAGUGCUAGCCGUAGAAGCCAUCUACUUGCAGAUGCAGCAGGGUUUUCUACUCCAAGUCCAAGUCUAAGGGAUCAACAUGGAAGGUCAACACCAAGCAAUUUAACUAUAAUUUUGGAGGACAACCAUUGCAGCAGUUCUCAUGUUGGUCAGAUGACUCCUUCCUCUAAACCUGUGCUUCUAAAUGAUCCCCAGCCCUCCAGCUUAGAGUGGUUGACUCUAGAUAAUAUCAUGGUUCAGUAUCUCAAGCACCAGCAUCGACAGUGUCCAGCUCCUAUAACAACUCUGCCACCGCUCUCUCUUCUGCACCCACAUGCUUGUCCAGAGCCAAAACGGAGCCUUGAUGCACCAUUGAACAUAGCAGCACGGCUGGGUACACGUGAGUUCAGAGGUGUCUAUGGUGGAGUCCAUGGAAAUCGCAGAGAUCGUCAGUUUGUUUACAGCAGAUUUAGGCCAUGGCGAACUUAUCGUGAUGAUGCUGGUGCUCUUUUGACAUGCCUCAACUUCCUUGGUGACUCCUCCCAGGUUGUAGUUGGCAGCCAUGCUGGUGAGCUCAAAAUUUUUGACUCCAACAGUAACAAUGCGCUGGAAAGCUGUGUAAGCCACGAAUCUCCGUUGACAAUUGUUCAGCCCUAUAUUUCUGGUGAAAGACGACUCAUUCUCUCUUCAGGCUCCAAGGAUGUGCGGUUAUGGGAUGCCUCUUCUAUAUCAGGUGGGCCCAUGCAUUCAUUUGAUGGCUGCAAGGCUGCAAAGUUAAACAAUUCUGGGACUACUUUUGCAACCCUGUCUGCUGAGUCCAACCGCCAGGAAAUUCUCCUUUAUGAUGUCCAAGCAUGCAAUUUGGAAUUGAAGCUUUCCGAUGCUUCUGCCAAUUCUACAGCUAGGGGGCUUGUAUAUUCACUGAUACAUUUUAGCCCUUCAGACACAAUGCUCCUCUGGAAUGGUGUUUUGUGGGACCCGAGGGUUACUGAUCCUGUACAUCACUUUGAACAGCUUACUGACUAUGGUGGUGGUGGUUUUCAUCCUGCUGGCAAUGAGGUUAUCAUAAAUUCUGAGGUCUGGGAUCUUCGGAAGCUCAGGCUGCUGCGAUCUGUACCUUCUUUGGACCAAACAACAAUUACAUUUAAUUCCAGUGGGGAUGUAAUUUAUGCAAUCCUGAGGAGAAACCUGGAGGAUGUGAUGUCAGCAUUCCAUACUCGUCGUAUGAAGCAUCCUCUGUUUGAUGCUUUCCGCACUGUGGAUGCCAUCAACUACUCCGAAAUUGCUACCACACAUGUAGACCGUUGUGUCAUUGACUUUGCAACGGAGCCAACUGAUUCGUUUGUUGGGUUGAUUACAAUGGAUGACCAAGAUGAGAUGCUUUCAUCAGCCAGGAUAUAUGAAAUUGGUCGACGAAGGCCACCUGGCAAUGAUGAUGAUCCUGAUGGUGCUGAAGAAACUGAUGAAGAAGAAGAAGAAGAAGAAGAUGACGAUGCUGAUCUAGACCCCAUACUUGGGUCAGACUUGAAUGGGGAAGAUGAUAGUAGUGAUGGCGAUGAUAUGAGCGACGAGGACGAUGAUAGCCUGAGUGAGAUGGAUGAUGAGGAUGGAGAACUGAUGAUGGAUGAUGAUGGAGCAGGGAUACUAGAGAUUGUGACGGAUGGUGAUGAGGAUGACGAUGAUGAUAGCGAAUUGGUUGAAUCAUUCAGCAGUGGUGAUGACGAAGAAUUCGUAGGGAAUGGUUUUGGGUUCUAAUUUUGUUUCCAGUCAUUAGCUCUGAUGAAUCAUGUAAUCAUUGUUUCAAGUCCUUUUGCCAAUUUUGUGACUUUGGCACCACCGUCUUUGAAAAUAAGAAAAUUUUUCAAUGCAAAAAGAAAAAGGAGAUUUGGUG
Messenger RNA from Rubroshorea leprosula, 6120 nucleotides. The record is from the annotation of a GenBank genome assembly. NCBI's taxonomy places the organism in Eukaryota, Viridiplantae, Streptophyta, Magnoliopsida, Malvales, Dipterocarpaceae.